Messenger RNA from Bipolaris zeicola 26-R-13, 1107 nucleotides. RefSeq lists its product as uncharacterized. Gene Ontology annotation, molecular function: L-iditol 2-dehydrogenase (NAD+) activity. The record is from RefSeq and is a predicted model, not a curated record. Bases 1 to 1107 code for a protein of 368 amino acids. Gene Ontology annotation, biological process: D-sorbitol catabolic process. The transcript has 2 exons. NCBI's taxonomy places the organism in Eukaryota, Fungi, Ascomycota, Dothideomycetes, Pleosporales, Pleosporaceae.
AUGAGUGCCACAGAGAUCAAGGCCACAAAGGCAAACAUUGGUGUUUACACCAACCCCGCCCACGAUCUAUGGGUUGCAGAGGCAGAGCCAAGUCUGGAGGAGGUGCAAAGAGGCGGAGACUUGAAGCCUGGCGAGGUUCUGUUGAACGUCAAGAGCACUGGUAUCUGCGGUAGUGAUAUUCAUUUCUGGCAUGCUGGUUGCAUUGGCCCCAUGAUUGUCGAAGACACACAUGUCUUGGGCCACGAAUCCGCAGGCACAGUCAUGGCCUGCCACCCCUCAGUGACACACCUCAAGCCCGGCGACCGCGUAGCCAUCGAACCCAACAUCAUCUGCGGCGAAUGUGAGCCCUGCCUUACAGGCCGCUACAACGGCUGCGAGCGUGUUCUCUUCCUGUCCACCCCGCCCGUCACCGGCCUGCUGCGCCGCUACCUCAAGCACCCAGCCAUGUGGUGCCACAAGCUUCCAGACAGCAUGAGCUUCGAAGACGGCGCUAUGCUCGAGCCCCUCAGCGUCGCUCUCGCAGGCAUGGACCGCGCCAAUGUCCGUCUCGGCGACCCCGUCAUCGUCUGCGGCGCCGGCCCCAUCGGCCUCGUUACCCUCCUCUGCUGUCAAGCCGCGGGCGCCACUCCCCUCGUCAUCACCGACAUCGACCAAGGCCGCCUCAACUUCGCCAAAGAGCUCGUCCCCAACGUCCUCACCCACAAAGUCGAAUUCAGCCACACCCCCGAAGACUUCCAAGCCGCCAUCCUCAAGCUCACCGAGGGUGUCGAGCCCUCACACGCCAUGGAAUGCACGGGUGUCGAAAGCUCCAUCAACAGCGCCAUCCAAACCGUCAAGUUCGGCGGCAAAGUCUUCGUCAUUGGCGUCGGCAAAAACGAAAUCAAAAUCCCCUUCAUGCGCCUCAGUACCCGCGAGGUCGACCUCCAGUUCCAGUACCGCUACUGCAAUACCUGGCCCAAGGCUAUCCGGUUGUACAAGAGUGGCGUCAUUGAUCUCAAGAAGUUGGUUACCCAUCGCUUUAAGCUCGAGGAUGCCGUCGAGGCGUUUAAGACGGCUGCGGAUCCAAAGACGGGGUGUAUCAAGGUGCAGAUUCAGAGCUUGGAUUAA